Messenger RNA from Pediculus humanus corporis (human body louse), 1602 nucleotides. Its product is annotated as Phosphatidylinositol-binding clathrin assembly protein LAP, putative. Bases 1 to 1602 code for a protein of 533 amino acids. NCBI's taxonomy places the organism in Eukaryota, Metazoa, Arthropoda, Insecta, Psocodea, Pediculidae. Gene Ontology annotation, molecular function: 1-phosphatidylinositol binding; phosphatidylinositol-4,5-bisphosphate binding; SNARE binding. The transcript is spliced from 12 exons. The record is from RefSeq and is a predicted model, not a curated record. Gene Ontology annotation, cellular component: clathrin-coated pit; extrinsic component of presynaptic endocytic zone membrane; clathrin-coated vesicle. Gene Ontology annotation, biological process: clathrin-dependent endocytosis; clathrin coat assembly; synaptic vesicle budding from presynaptic endocytic zone membrane.
AUGGCUGGUCAAACCAUAAAUGACAGAUUGCUUGCCGCGAGACACAGUCUUGCCGGCCAAGGGCUGGCAAAAUCCGUUUGUAAAGCUACAACUGAAGAAUUAAUAGGACCGAAGAAAAAACAUUUAGAUUAUUUGGUGCAUUGCACAAACGAGCCAAAUGUUUCGAUUCCACAGCUGGCAAAUCUACUUAUAGAGAGGUCUCAAAAUGCAAAUUGGGUCGUAGUUUUUAAGGCUCUCAUAACGGUUCAUCAUAUGCUAUGCUAUGGGAACGAGAGGUUUACUCAGUACUUAGCUUCGAGCAACAGCACGUUUCAAUUAAGCAAUUUCUUAGACAAAAGCAGCGUGCAAGGGAGCGGUGCAAGAGUUGGUUACGAUAUGUCACCUUUCAUUAGGCGCUACGCAAAAUAUUUAAACGAAAAGGCUUUGUCGUACAGAACUGUUGCUUUUGAUUUUUGCAAAGUGAAAAGAGGAAAAGAAGAUGGAACAUUGCGUACCAUGAACGCGGAAAAACUUCUCAAAACUCUUCCGGUUUUACAAUCACAAGUUGAUAGUCUUUUGGAAUUCGAUUGUACGGCAAAUGAUUUAACCAACGGAGUCAUAAACAUGGCUUUCAUGUUGUUAUUCCGCGAUUUGAUUCGGCUUUUCGCUUGCUACAAUGACGGAAUCAUUAAUUUAUUAGAAAAAUAUUUUGACAUGAACAAAAAACAAUGUCGCGACGCGUUAGAUUUGUAUAAAAAAUUUCUCAUACGGAUGGAUAGAGUCGGUGAAUUUUUAAAAGUCGCAGAAAACGUCGGCAUAGACAAGGGAGAUAUUCCGGAUUUAACGAAAGCUCCGAGCAGUCUAUUGGAUGCUCUCGAACAACAUUUGGGAGCUCUCGAAGGGAAAAAAGGAUCGGCUGCCAACACUCCGACUCAAUCCGCCAGAACGAAUGUUAAGUCUGGCGUCUCCGCUCUAUCUUCCACCAGCAGCGCUUUCGGAACAGUGGCUGCCAGUACGAGAUUGGAUUCGGCGUCUUCGGCCGCAAAUGGAAUCGACGAAAGCGUGCAAUCACCGACUAACAGUAGUACGAAUCCAUUUUUGUCCACCGGAUCGACUGCUCAGCAACCAAUCGUCGAUUUAUUCGGAGGAACGCCCAGCAACGUUCCUCCUCCACAGCCUGUUAAAGCAUCCGAUGAUCUUUUGCAAUUGGGAAAUCCCUUUUGCGAUAUAUUUUCCGGUUCUCAGGCUCAACCUCCGGUGUCAUCAUCUACGAAUAAUGCUUGGAUGUCCAAUGGUUUUGGAAAUAGUCAACCGUCGACGGUCCCCGCUAACACUGCUCCUCCGGCUUUUGUUAGUGACACUGCUUUUUCGUCAGUUUUUGGAAAUAACAACAUCGCAAACGUUGCUUCAACCGCUACCACCAACAAAGUUUUGACCGGGGAUUUGGAUAGUAGUUUAGCUUCGCUCGCGGAAAAUCUCACCAUAAAUAAAGGCGCUCAGCAACCGCCGAAAGGAGUGCAAUGGAAUUCUCCAAAAAAUACGGCUAAACCAGGAGGUGCGAGUUGGAGUCCUCAACCCAUGGCGGCCACGACCGGAGCCAAUUACAGACCGAUGGUAAGUUAA